This is a messenger RNA of Laetiporus sulphureus 93-53, 3454 nucleotides long. RefSeq lists its product as uncharacterized. The record is from RefSeq and is a predicted model, not a curated record. Gene Ontology annotation, molecular function: translation elongation factor activity; ATP hydrolysis activity; ATP binding. The transcript has 4 exons. The coding region runs from base 208 to 3387 and encodes 1059 amino acids. NCBI's taxonomy places the organism in Eukaryota, Fungi, Basidiomycota, Agaricomycetes, Polyporales, Laetiporaceae.
UUUUCGGACUCCGCCCGCGCGCGAGGAGUAUAUAUAAGCGACAGCUGAUCUCGCAAACUCUAUCCCCACUCUCAGCUUUUUCCUCUUUCUUUUUCUAUAGAGGCCCCGGCCAAGCUAGAAUAGAGUGUUUCUUACUCCUUGUCGGCCUUUUCGCGAAUCACCGCAUUUUCAAGCAUUACAAUCGUCUCAUCACUAGAGAUUAACGAAAUGCCAGCUAUUACUGCUACCGCUCCUGCUACGCCCGCACCUGCUUCGCUCAAGGCCGUUGUCGCGCCCGUUGACGGACAGUUCAAUGUCACCGGCCUCUUCGUCGCUGAUAAAGCCAGUCGCGCAUCUGCAGCAGCGACUCUCGUCGCUCUCGCUCAAAAGGAUGGCCCUAACGCCCUCCAGUCCAUCGGCUUUACUGAUGCCACCGUCAAGGCAUUGGGUGACAAGAAGUCGCCUGCAGCCCGCGAGGGCGCUGCGAGCGCUGUCGCAGCGCUUGCCAGUUCGGACGCAGUCAAGGCCCUCGAGCCCCUUUUCAUCGAUUCCGGUCUCUAUGCUGCACUCCUCGAGUCUUUCGCUGACAAGAUGCCCGCUGUGCGGACAGCUGCCAUCGAGGCGGUCCGGGCAUACGUUGCACACAUGAACCCAUGGGCGACCGCACUUAUGAUCCCCGCCCUUCUUCACGAGAUCAAGACGGCCGGCAAAUGGCAGGUCAAGACCGGCUCUUUGACGGUCCUCAACCAGCUCGUCACCAGCGCGCCCCUGCAGACUGCCCGUCUCACCCCCGAGAUUGUCCCUGUCCUCUCUGAGGCGAUCUGGGACACCAAGGCCGACGUGAAGAAGGCCGCGCGUGAUUCGCUCGAAAAGGCUACGGCUCUCAUAUCUAACAAGGACAUAGAACGCUUUAUUCCUGCUCUAAUCAAGGCUCUGAUUAACCCCGUCGAGGAAGUUCCUAAUACCAUUUCUCUACUCUCGGCUACCACAUUCGUUUCGGAAGUAGACUCCGCGACGCUUUCGCUCAUGGUUCCCUUGCUGUCGCGUGGUUUGAAUGAGAAGCCUACUGCUACCAAGCGUAAGGUCGCUGUAAUUGUUGACAACAUGGCCAAGCUUGUCGACUCUGCUGUUACCGUCCGUCCCUUCAUUCCUAAACUGCUCCCUGGUCUUCUCAAGGUUGAGACCACCAUUGGUGACCCGGAGGCUCGCAGCGUCGUCGGCCGUGCUAUUGCUACUCUUCGUCAGGUUGGUGAGGUCCCGCACGGUGACGGAUCCGACUUGCCUCCUCUCAAGAAGGCAGACGAGAAGAACCUCGCGCACACGCUCGUCGCCCUCUACAAGAAGGCGGACGCCAGCCAUGUUCCUUCUCCCGGUUCUGUGGAUAUUAUGUACGCUGGAAACCUCGCCGCCAACCUCGUGAAUGCCAAGAACUUUGACGUCUCCGAGUGGCAGUCUUUGGCGCCUUACCUCGCCUUCGCCGUGUCGACGCCUGAGCCCAUCCCCAUCAUCAACGAGUGGGUUGUCAAGUCGGCGUCGCAGGAGGAAGAGGAAGGUGAAGUUCCUGAGGAUGAGGAAGAGGGCGAGGAUCUGUGCAACUGCCAGUUCUCCUUGGCUUACGGUGCUAAGAUCCUGCUCAAUACCGCCACCCUCCGUCUCAAGCGUGGCCACCGCUAUGGUCUCUGCGGUCGCAACGGUACCGGAAAGUCAACCCUCAUGCGCGCUAUCACCAACGGCCAGGUUGAGGGUUUCCCUUCACCGGACGAGGUUCGCACCUUCUACGUCGAGCACGACAUUGACGGCAGCGAGGCCGACACCUCUGUCCUCGACUUUAUCCUCGCCGACAAGCGAAUCGAGGGCACGAAGGAGGAGGUCGUCGAGACUCUUGCUUCCGUGGGUUUCAGCGACGAGAGGCAGAAGCAGGCGAUCGGCAGUCUGUCUGGUGGUUGGAAGAUGAAGCUCGCCCUUGCCCGUGCCAUGUUGUUCAAGGCUGACAUUCUCCUUUUGGACGAGCCGACUAACCAUCUGGACGUCGUCAACGUUGCAUGGUUGGAGAGCUACCUCACCGGCCUAACGGGCUGCACCUCCAUCAUCGUCUCGCACGAUUCUGGGUUCCUCAACAACACGAUCACCGACGUCCUUCACCUGAACCGCUUCAAGCUCAGGAGGUACAAGGGUAACCUUGAGGCUUUCAUGAAGCAGGUUCCUGAGGCGCGUUCCUACUACACGCUUGAGGCGCAGGAGGACUAUCAGUUCAAGCUGCCCGACCCUCCUCUGCUCGAGGGUGUCAAGACGAAGGAGAAGAGUUUGCUCAAGAUGCGCAAGGUCGGCUACCAAUACCCGACUCAGCCUGUCCAGCAGCUCUACGACAUCACGCUCCAAGUCUCGCUUUCGUCGCGUGUCGCUGUCCUCGGUCCCAAUGGCUCUGGCAAGUCGACCCUUGUCAAGCUCCUCAUCGGCGACCUCGAGCCCAACAGGGGUGGUGAGAUCUGGAAGCACCCGAACUUGGUCAUCGGUUACGUGGCGCAGCAUGCGUUCCACCACAUCGAUAGUCACCUCGACAAGACCCCACUCGAGUACAUGCUUUGGCGUUACCAGACCGGCGAGGACCUGGAGGAGAUGAUGAAAGCGAACCGUCAGAUCUCCGAGGAGGAGGCGCAGAAGAUGAAGGACGGCAGUAUCGUCGUCGUCGAGGGUCAGAAGCGCACCAUCGACGAGAUCGUCGGCCGUAAGAAGCUCAAGCAGUCGUACGAGUACGAUGUUUCGUUCAAGGGCCUCAGUUCGUCGGAGAACAUUUGGCUGCCGCGUGACGACUUGAUCAAGCGUGGUUACGAGAAGAAGGUGCUUGAGGUCGACACCCGUGAGGCGCAGCGCCUCGGUCUCCUCCGCCCUCUCGUUCGUCGCGAGAUUGAGAAGCACUUUGCUGACUUCGGUCUUGAGCCAGAGUUCGUCUCGCACAACUCGAUGCGCGGUCUCUCCGGUGGUCAGAAGGUCAAGGUCGUCCUUGGUGCUGCGACGUGGCGUCGCCCUCACAUCAUCUGCUUGGAUGAGCCGACGAACUACCUCGACCGUGAAUCGCUCGCUGCGCUCAUCAAGGCGCUCAAGGAAUUCGAGGGUGGUGUGCUCGUUAUCACGCACAACCGCGACUUCUCCGAGUCGCUGUGCCAGGAGGUGUGGGCGAUGCGCGACGGCCACCUGGAGGCGUCGGGUCACAACUGGGUGGAAGGUCAGGGCGCUGGGCCUCGUAUCGACAAGAAUAACGGCGAGGAUGAGGAUCAAUAUGAUGCGAUGGGCAACAAGAUUGAGAACAAGAAGGCGAAGAAGAUCACGUCUGCAGAGGCACGGAAGCUCAAGAAGGAGCGCAUGGCGCGGAAAAAGCGGGGCGAAGAUGUCACCGACGACGAGCUGUGAUUAUUUUUCUCGACGUCGGUUGUGUCUGUUUUCCUGUCCUCUUUGCUGUGUGUUCUCUAUUCCGGAC